AUGUCAUUUGUGUCAUUGCUGUGUACUUAACGUUCGUGAACUCUGUUAGCAUUAGCAACAAUUCGCUCUUGAACAAGGACUGUGUAGCUUUUAGCUAAUUUAAACAAAAGACAGACACACAUGAACAAAUGUAUGUUUUUAUGAUUUGAACCCGAAGCUAAGACGUUAUUUCCGGUUGCCUUUCCGUUCGUUUUUGCCCGUUAACGUACUAGUAGCUAACGUGGCUAAUGCUAACCAGCUAGCAGCUAUCCUGUCAAGACAGCAGCGCGGAGUUGGUCCAUGUGUUUAAAGUUACAAUUAAUUGCACGUUUCUUGUGUAAUAAUGCUACCAAGCCAAACACUACUUAACAUUUCUUAUAAAAGUGUUUCCUAGUUGAGUUUAGUUGAAUAUGAACAGGAGCAUGAGGGCUUGUUUAGGUAUUAAAGCGCAGCAGCUGAUCAGCAGAGUCUUCAGUCAUCCUGUCACUCCUCCAGUGCGAUGGCGAGCAGCUCAGGCCAGACUCUUCUGCAGCCCUCCAGCAGGUGAAGAAAAGCCCCUCCCCUCCAUAUUGCGACACCUGACCUUCAAAAUAAAAGCCACAGGUCCCAUUACGGUGGCGGAGUACAUGAGAGAGGUGCUCACCAACCCAGUGACGGGAUAUUACGUGAGGAACAACAUGCUGGGACCUGAUGGAGAUUUCAUCACAUCCCCAGAAAUCAGCCAGAUUUUUGGAGAACUGCUCGGCGUGUGGAUCCUCAGCGAGUGGAUGGGAGCAGGUCGACCCAAACAUCUGCAGCUGGUCGAGCUCGGACCUGGAAAAGGAUCGUUGGCCAGCGACGUCCUCAGAGUGUUCAGUCAGCUGCAGUCGGUGCUGGGUGAAGCCUCCGUGUCCCUGCACCUGGUGGAGGUGAGUCCGGCUCUGAGUCGACUUCAGGCCCAGAAUCUGACGGGGAGCCGCAGCCAGGAGGCGGACGCGGAGGACGAGCUUGUGUACCGCCGCGGGGAAACUGCUGCCGGGAUGCCUGUGUCCUGGUACCGCCGCUUAGAGGACGUCCCCAAAGGAUUCAGCAUCUUUCUCGCUCACGAGUUCUUCGACGCUCUGCCGAUCCACAAGUUUCAGAGGACGCAGAAAGGCUGGAGGGAGGUGCUGGUGGACAUCGACCCAGAGAAGACGAACCAGCUGAGGUUCGUCGUGGCGCCGGCCCCCACUCUGGCCUCGUCCAUGCUCGUACAGGCAAAUGAGAGGCGGGGUCACGUGGAGGUGUGUGCAGAGGGCGGCGUCCUGGUCCAGCAGCUGGCCCGGAGGAUCGAGAGCGACGGCGGCGCGGCGCUGAUCGCAGACUACGGCCACGACGGGACAAAGACGGACACGUUCAGAGGUUUUAAGAGUCACCAGCUCCACGACGUCCUGUCCUCCCCCGGCUCGGCCGACCUCACCGCCGACGUGGAUUUCAACUACCUGCGGGGGAUGGCGGGAGGGGGCGUGGCCUGUCUGGGACCGCUCACUCAGAGGAUGUUCCUGAAAAACAUGGGCAUCGACUCCCGAAUGCAGGUUCUGCUGAGGAACUGCAGCGACCCGUCCACCAGGAAGCAGCUGAUCGGCAGCUACAACAUGCUGACCGACCCCGGCGAGAUGGGCGAGCGCUUCCUCUUCUUCGGCCUGCUGCACCACAGCCGGCUGGCCAAACCCGCGGGAUCGGAGGGGAAGAAGCUGGAGAAGAAGAAGAGCCCGGCGGCGCCGCUGCCCGUGGCCGGGUUCACCGAGCUCAGCUUCUCCUGAGACUCUCAACUUUUCUGGAGAAAUUUGAGCUCGGACAGACGUCACGGGACGACACUGUUUGUACAGGUGACAUAAAGAACACGCAGAGUUUACACUGAAGGAUUGUGGGUCCCGCCGGGGGAAGGGAGUAAUAAUGAGCUGGUUUCUAAAAUGGACCAUUUAUUAAUAUUGAUCCGACCGUGUGAAGCGACGUCCUGAGAAAAUAACAGUUCAUGUUUUCAUUUGAACUCAGAGAGAAUCUUCGUUUGUUCUCGCAAAUGUUCCACUUUAUUAUCAGUAAUUAUUAUUAUUAUUAUUAUUAUUAUUAUUUCUACAAAGGUCCAAACACGGCGUCACAGAAACGUGUUCUGUUCCACAUGUAAGUCCAACAUGAAGCGAGCUUUAUGGACUUUUCUUCUGUUGGUUAAUUGUAAAAACAUUUUGAUGUGAAGAUGAAAGAAAAUAAAGAGUUUGUGCAUCUUUUACUUUUGAACUGAAGAUUUACACGGUUAAAUAAAAAUAAAUGUUUUAUUCUACA
Messenger RNA from Cottoperca gobio, 2277 nucleotides. It is a transcript of the gene ndufaf7, whose product is annotated as NADH:ubiquinone oxidoreductase complex assembly factor 7. Bases 390 to 1760 code for a protein of 456 amino acids. Gene Ontology annotation, molecular function: protein-arginine omega-N symmetric methyltransferase activity. Gene Ontology annotation, biological process: mitochondrial respiratory chain complex I assembly. The transcript has 10 exons. Lineage: Eukaryota; Metazoa; Chordata; Actinopteri; Perciformes; Bovichtidae. The record is from RefSeq and is a predicted model, not a curated record. Gene Ontology annotation, cellular component: mitochondrion.